UUUUUAAAAAAAAAAGGUCGCGAGGGUCCGUGAAGGUCUGGAGAGGGGGGAAUAAAACCCAGUCAAAAAUUAAAUGAGUAUAAAUAAGAAAUGGCGGCGGUGAAAGAAGAGAAUGGUACCGCAGCUCGUUCGGGGGGGGAGGAGUCCACGUACACGCUGGCCUGUCAGAAGCUGGAGAACCUGCUGAACAAGAGCAUGCGCAUCCGCAUGACGGACGGGCGCACGCUGGUGGGGCUGUUCCUCUGCACUGACCGCGACUGCAACGUCAUCCUGGGGUCCGCGCAGGAGUUCCUUAAAUCCACAGACUUGUUCUCCCAGGGCGAGCCCCGCGUGCUGGGCCUGGCCAUGAUCCCCGGGCACCACGUGGUGUCCAUAGAGGUGGAGGCGGACAGCCUGGCGGGCUCUCAGGGCUUCUAAAAGGCUCGUCGCAAGCCGUCACCUGGAGCUGGCGGACUGAACGGGAGAGGACAAGGCAGCACAGGGCCAGGCCAGCUGGGAGGGACGGGGGCUGGCCUGCUGGGUGGAGGGAGGGAUGGUUUUGCUGGGUGGUUGAUCCUGAUAUGGUUGUUGUCUGCGUUCCAAGGACUAGGCUCUUUCAGACGGGAUGAAGUGAGCCCGUAGAACACUCUAUUUGCUGCACGUGGAAGCACGCAAAAUGGAAAAACAAAAAUGACACAAACUGCACCCCCGGCUUUGGUGGCCUCGUAGUCUGCCCAGUGUCGCCCCUUCCUGGAGCGGAUUCUCCGGCUGAUGGGCACAUGGGGCGGCGAGGAGAGGAGCUGGGCGCUUCUGGGAUGAGCUGCACACACACACACACCCAGACUGCGCGACAGGCCGCAGCCGCCAGGGCCGCAGUGAAGAAGCCAUGCGUCCUUGGGAUUGUUUUUUUUUUUAUUUUGGGGCUUGCUCAGAGGCUUGACGUUAACUGAUUUUAUGGAUUAAAAACGUUUGCUUUUCCUGGC
Lepisosteus oculatus (spotted gar) is the source of this 962-nucleotide messenger RNA. RefSeq names its product N-alpha-acetyltransferase 38, NatC auxiliary subunit (gene naa38). Gene Ontology annotation, cellular component: NatC complex. Gene Ontology annotation, molecular function: RNA binding. The record is from RefSeq and is a predicted model, not a curated record. Lineage: Eukaryota; Metazoa; Chordata; Actinopteri; Semionotiformes; Lepisosteidae.